Molecule: messenger RNA, 1314 nt
Organism: Phaeoacremonium minimum UCRPA7
Lineage: Eukaryota; Fungi; Ascomycota; Sordariomycetes; Togniniales; Togniniaceae
Product: putative serine threonine-protein phosphatase 2a activator 2 protein
Exons: 1
Coding region: 1-1314 (437 amino acids)
Biological process (GO): mitotic spindle organization
Cellular component (GO): cytoplasm; protein phosphatase type 2A complex; nucleus
Molecular function (GO): protein tyrosine phosphatase activator activity; peptidyl-prolyl cis-trans isomerase activity
Source: RefSeq, a predicted model, not a curated record
AUGGCUCCAGCAACUACAAAUACAAGUCCUCCAGGGGAGCAGCGGUCAGCUCCGACUGCAGCAGGCGUCGCUACACCUAAUCUCAGGGACAAGCUCCCCAAGCUCGAGCCGCGCAAGCGACGAGCACCUCCAUCGAACCCAACCCCAUUGCCAGAGACCCCUGCGCUUCCGCCUCCGCCGGCAGACCCGUCACAACUCAGCUUCAAGGUUCCUACAAGAAGGAUAUUAUCAAAAGAAGACCACGAUUUAUUCCUGGCUUCACCAGCCCAUGACCUCAUACAAGCCUGGGUGUUUGGCCUCUCAGACGCCGUUGCAGACACGCCAAUAUCGGCUGUCGAGGACGCCGAGCUCAGCACGCCUAUAAAGACCAUCCUCAAGAUAUUGGACCAAGCCGAGGAACUUGUUAGGCUGUCACCGCCAGACGACCAAGGAGGCUCCAGAUUUGGCAAUAAAAGAUUUCGCGACUUCCUCGAUAAGGCGAAGGAGGAGGCGCCAUCAUGGCAUCGAGGACUGGGCCUGAAGAACAACGAUGCGAUCGCGGAGACGUCCACUUAUCUGAAUCAGUCGUUCGGAAAUAGAACCAGAAUCGACUAUGGCUCUGGCCACGAGCUCAACUUCAUGAUCUGGCUAUUAUGUCUAUACCAACUACAGGUCAUCACAAAGUCGGACUUCAAGGCUGUCGUCCUCAAGGUCUUCACCCGGUACCUUGAGGUUAUGCGGGUUAUACAGGAGACAUACUACCUCGAGCCAGCGGGCUCUCAUGGGGUCUGGGGCCUAGAUGACUACCAAUUUCUCCCAUUCCUAUUUGGCGCAUCUCAACUGUUGCAUCAUCCUUUCAUCACGCCUCGCGCCAUCCAUCAAGAACUCACACUUGAGGAAUUUGGCCACGACUUCCUCUAUCUCAAUCAGAUCAACUUCGUGAAUAGCACAAAGACCGUCAAAGGGCUCCGCUGGCACAGUCCCAUGCUGGACGACAUCUCCUCCGCGAAGUCGUGGGAGAAGGUCGAGGGUGGCAUGCGGAGGAUGUUCGUGGCCGAGGUGCUCCGCAAGCUUCCCGUGAUGCAGCAUUUCCUAUUUGGCUCACUCGUCCCCGCAGCCGAUGGGAUGAGCGAGCAGGACGCGGCGGGCGUUGCAGAUGAGGAAGAUGAGGGCGAAGGUGGCGAGAUCAACGUCUUUGAGGAGAACGGCGUGCGGCAUGUUCAUCAACAGAGUGGCUGGGGUGAAUGCUGUGGUAUCAAGGUCCCAAGCGGCGUAGCUGCGGGGAUGGAAGCCAAGAAGAGAGGCGAAACGCUGCGCAGGAUCCCCUUUGAUUGA